GAAACCGGUAAUUUGUUGAGUCGUGAUAAAUAAAUUCUUUGAAGAAACCUACAGGCUCCUAGACUUCCCCGAGGACGAGCGAAAGUUGCGCCGCGACCCUUCGGCUCUCUGAUCGUGCUUGAAUCUAGUGAUUAAAGUAUAUGGAAUGAUUUAAUAUAGCCCUAAGCUGCGGAGCUAAUCCCUUCGCGUGACAGGAGCAACCCGCCAGCCUGGCCACAGACCUUCAAUCGCCCCCUUUCUUGUCCUGAAUGCUUUUAUAAUGCAGUCAAUACCCAGAGCAGUCACUGGAUCCAUACAGUGGUCGACGGUCGGUGGUCCCUGCGCUUGAUUCAGAUGGGGAAUUGCGCCUCGUCCAGAGGGCACUCAGGCAUUCUCGACGUCAAUGUGAGCACUCAGCCUGACUGUGUCGAUGCCUUACCAGGGGACGCCACGCUCGACACAGACAAAAGCGUCGGGAAGUCGCUGUACACCACCGGCAAAGCCCAGCGCGCCUACUCACUGAAGCUCGAUAACAAACUAAAGCUAGCUGAGGCGCUGGUGGCCGGCGGUCUGGACCGUUCGGUCCGGGGUGGCGCGCUGGGCGAGCGCAGCAUCAAAGCUGAACGCAGCGUCCGUGGCGGCGGUGACAGGAGCGUGCGCGGCGGCAGCCUUGCAUACGGUGGCGGCGGGGGUGGCGGGGCUGCCGUAACAGGAGAGCGCAGCUCGCGUGGAAGCGGCGCUCUGUACGCUAGUAGUGCACAGGACCGCAGCCACCGGCCCGAUAGGAGCUUUCACAGGGGCAGCGCUUAUGCCAACACGCCGAACCAGCAGCAGCCGAAGGCAGCUGUGUCAUUAGCGGCUGCCGCCGCCGCUGGGCACGGUCUGGCGCCCGCAUUGAUGACCGUGAAUACUUAUGCUGAGCCUUUGCGGCCGAUGCCCUUUGACAGCAGCAGCACCUGUGAGGAUGCGUACGCUGGUGGCGUUGUUACAGACAGCGUUAGCAGGCCUGGCGCCGCGGUGGAACUGCAUCGCUUGCACCACUGCAACAGCAGAGAUGUGGGUGGCUCAGCUUCAUUGAUGGUCGGCCCAGGCUCCAGCACUGCACGUAUCUCUGGCGGCGGCGCCAACGCCAGCGGCGGCACACAUCUGGCGAAUGGCAAUGUCUCCCAAGGCCUAGGGCGGACUGGCAGCGGCGGCGUCAGCUACGGCCGGUGCGGGAGCCGUGACUUGGCGGAGGUUGACGCGCUCCUGGCGCUAAGCAAGCAGCUGUCCGCGAAGCUGCCGGCUUGCUCACCGUCGCGGCACCCAUCCCGACAACCCCCACAGCCGCAGCAGCAGCCACAUCAGCAGCAGUCGCGCAGCGCAUCAUCGGCCAGAGUCCUGCAGGUUAUUGCGGCAGAGCCUGACGCAGAUGGGGGUGGAGGUGGAGGUGCGGACACAGCGAGGCUGGAGGCCCGCGGCGGCGUAAACGACAUGGAUGGCGGCGGGUUCAGUCCACAGGCAUACAGGCGCCAGAAUCUCUCAAUGCCGGCCCUGGACGCUGGAACGGCCGGAGGGUGCCUUGUAAAUGACGUAGAGGACGUGGAGGACGUGGAGGAACACGAGCUGGCUGUUGAGGCUGUCGUUGCUGAACCAGGCAUCGCCAGCAGGCGGGGCGCGGCUCAGGCGGCGCCGCCUCGAAGCCACUCAACCGGCACCUUAGUUGCACAACAGCAGGCGCACCAGGCAGCCGGCACCUGGGGUGGCAGCCUGCUCUCGCCAGCAAUACCGCAUCCCGCCGCUACGCCGGUGAUAGCGUGCUCACAGGCCGGCUCGCCUACACCCGCAGCUGGCAGCCCCUUUAAUGGCGCAGCGUCAAUUGCCGCAGCUGCCAUGGGCUCCUACGCCUCAGGUCCGCUUGCCAGCAGCGUUGCGCGCAUGCAAGUGGGUGUCUCGCGUUCUUCCUCAGUCGGCGUGCAGGUCACGACGGGCUCGGCGGCGGCGCCACCUGCUGCGGCGGUGACCGCAAACGGCGGGCGGCGCUUCCUGGGCAAGGCCCGGCCCCAAGUGGACCUGGCGGCCCAGCCCAAGCGCCCCGCGCUCAAGGGCUCUCCGCUGUCCGGCGCCGCACACAGCCUGUUCAGGCCGCCGUCCUGCGCCCCCGACAUCUCCAUGACCGAGGUGCAGGCGCUGCCCGCAACAGCCCCAACGCCGCAGCAGCCCCAGCAGCCGCCCUCAGCUCGGCUCGGCGGCAUGCGGGUGGGGCUCCUGCAGGCAUCCUCGGGCGACAAGGCUGCCUUAGCGGCCGCGGCCGCGGCCGCAGGCGGCGUGCGCGCGGGCGAGGCGUUGUCGCUGCCGACACGCCUCUCUGACCUCAAGCUGCAAACCAGCCCGGGGAAUCUUGGGGACUAUGACGGGAGCCACGAGCUGCUGGGGACGAUUCAGCAGCCGGCGGCGGCGGCAGCGCUGUCGACGUCACUGGAUGGUGGCGCCAUUCAGUCGAGCAGCACCACUGGCGCCGGAGCGUCAACAGCAGCAGCAGCACCAGCACCAGCAGAAGGGAGGCAGCUGCAGCCGCCGGCAUUGGCAACGCGCCUGCGCGUGCAGACGCAGCAGGGGCGUGCUGCCGCUGGCCAACCCGCCUGCGAUGAGCUGCUGCCGGGGAGCCCUUCCGCUCGCGCGGCCGCCUGCGCGCAACAGCAGGAGCCACCGCAACAGCUGCCGCAGCACGUCAUCAGUCUAGGCCAGGUCACAGCAUCCAUGCUUGCCAGCCCAUCCAGCUCAGCAUUGACAGGCAGCUGCUGGCGAGAGGCGCUGUCAUCACCUCGUGCAUCACCGCGCGCAAGCGGCCGCGUGCACCCCGCACCGCCCCCCGCUGCCCUCGCGGCGGAUUCGUCAAGUCCCAUCAGCAGCCGCCGGCAGCAGGCCGGCAGCUUCCAACGUGCUAGCAGCACCUACCCCUGCAGCUCGCCCACUGACGCCGCGCCGCCGCCGGCAACCCGCCACCAGCAGCAGUCGCUGUACGACAGUACCGGUGCUGGGGCCACACUAACCGCACACGCCUUGGGCGCAUUCUCGCCCGUGCAAGGCGCUGUAGGUGCACAGGUUGGGGUCGGCGGCAGCCGCAUUGGAUCUCCACACGCGGCUCCAGGCGCAGGCGGUGGUGGAGGGACAGGACAGAAGCUGGUCGCAGAGCUGCGUGCCAUUAGCGGGCAACUGCCAUCAUCGGUGGAGGCUGCGGAGAAAGGCCCAUCAGCAGCAGGCGGUUUCCUGGACGACCUGCCGGGCGGCGUGCCUGAUGACGAGGAAUAGCAGGCAGGCCGUACACUGAUAUAUGUGUCAGACAGUGCGGCAUGACGGCACAACGAUAGAGUGUCACUGAAUGGCAUGCAUAGGUCUGAUUUGCGUUGCUGGGUGUUAACUUUCUAUUGACAUACUGGAAGUACGGUAAAGUGGGUCUUCUGGAGAUAUAUACGCAUAUACUGUGCGAAGUAAACGGCGCGUGAACGGUACUUGGGGCGCGACAAGCGGGGAGUGUAGACGGGCUCAUGUAGCUCAUGGCUUUCAUACUGUUGACGUGUUUAAAUAGGCUGCGUAAGCUUAUUCACGAUACUCAUAUCCUUGUCGCAUACUAAGCGCGUGUGCAAUGCGUGGGCAGCCUUCACGUAUGUGUAAUUCGUACGUCACUUACUUGCAGUGGAUGCAGGUGCGGGCCAGGAAGGAGGCAUGUAGGUAUCAAGAGAAAGCAUUGGCCGUUACACAUUACGGGCACGCGGGUGGCGCACGAACCUCUGCUUACUACAAAGAACACAUGUAGGAGUCUAUGCAAUAUGUUAUGCUUACCCGCGGUGUAGGGGCGCAACUAAUGCGCUUGACCGCUUAGGAUGGAUGCGGUCCGUGGGGUUGCAGGACCUCAGGCCAAGUGGAACUGUGUGUCUCGGUGGAAGGCGGUCGCUGAUAAUACACUCAUCAAUGGAGCGAGGUAUGCGGGCACUGAAAACUGUGCCGCUUUGGAUGCUCUGUUGUGAUGUCCUGUGCCGCGAUGCGUUUGCCUUCAGGCAGAGGUUGCGGUUCAGUGGUUGCGCGCUGUUGCACGCAUAUGCUUCGCAGACCUCCGCGUUAGGCCAGCCCCGGGUUAGGCCAGCCCGCGAGGUAUAAGGCGCAUGGCAGCAUUCAUAGCAUUCGUUCAAUGAAUAGCGCGCGAAAGGUACCUGGGGGCACACGUUGUUGUUACCUGAUCAGCGCAGUGUUUACUAUGCGGCUGCACACACUUGCCUGUCACCGUUCGGAAUUGCGCCCUGUACGGCUCAUGCGGAAACCCGGGGUCGAUGAUGAGGGUUUGAGGACCGUGUGCGCGGCGGAUAAUAAGGUCCCCGAGCCCAGGACACAACGAGCAACGAUGGCUUCACCCACGCACGCGCCAGUUCCUGUCAUGCGUACUGAAAUGUAGACCUAGCAAGUCCUUGUCGUAAUGUUGGGCCGGCAUGGUAAAAGGUCCCGUUGGAU
Chlamydomonas reinhardtii is the source of this 4464-nucleotide messenger RNA. RefSeq lists its product as uncharacterized. The transcript is spliced from 5 exons. The record is from RefSeq and is a predicted model, not a curated record. NCBI's taxonomy places the organism in Eukaryota, Viridiplantae, Chlorophyta, Chlorophyceae, Chlamydomonadales, Chlamydomonadaceae. Bases 334 to 3270 code for a protein of 978 amino acids.